This is a messenger RNA of Baudoinia panamericana UAMH 10762, 2100 nucleotides long. RefSeq lists its product as uncharacterized. Gene Ontology annotation, biological process: maturation of SSU-rRNA. Lineage: Eukaryota; Fungi; Ascomycota; Dothideomycetes; Mycosphaerellales; Teratosphaeriaceae. The coding region runs from base 1 to 2100 and encodes 699 amino acids. Gene Ontology annotation, cellular component: 90S preribosome. The transcript has a single exon. The record is from RefSeq and is a predicted model, not a curated record. Gene Ontology annotation, molecular function: ATP binding; nucleic acid binding; RNA helicase activity.
AUGGAUCCGCUGAAGCUUUUAUCGAGGGCGACGAAGCCGUCGAAAAGCAGAUUGCCAGCAGGGUUGUCGAAUUCUCCCUCACAGGGUGCGCAGGCUUCUAAGGACGUCAACCCGAGAAAACGCAAACGUGGCGAAGGCGUUACCGACGGAAGCAAUGAUAAUGUGUUCGGUCUUGAGUUCUUCCAUCACAAUGCAGCCGGUGCUUCGCAACCAUUCCGGAACGCGUCACGUCAAUCCAAGGUUUCGCAAGACGGAAGCGAAGGCCUAGCAGCGAAACCCGAGACGGCGCUAUCAGCUGAAUUGCCCAACUCGACAACUCUCGACGGAGAAGCCAAAGCUGUACUCAAUCGGCACAAAGUCAAGAUCACGUGGCUGAACCCGGGCGUACUUUCUCAGAAGGACAGUCGAAACUGCAGCGCGAAGCGAAAGCCUGCUAAGCCAGCUUUGUAUCCACAUCCUCUGCACUCAAUUGGUGACUUGCAGCCUCGCUUCGAUAUAUCCAGAAAACUCGCAUCCAACCUUGAUGAGCAGGGUUAUGUCGCGCCAACAGAGGUGCAGCUCGCAACCCUGCCGCUCCUGCUUGACCGGACAGACUCCUUCUUACCAAGAUCCCUGGACGCCACAGAAUCCGGACCGUACGGCCUUGAUAUGCUUACAGUAGCGCCCACCGGUAGCGGCAAGACGCUGGCAUUUCUCGUACCACUGGUACACAAAGCUCGCCAUCAGCGGCGAACCAAGGUGGUAGGCGACAACGGCCAAGCCAAGGCGAUUAUACUAGCACCCACCAAGGAGCUUGUGUCCCAGAUUGUGAACGAGGGACGCAAGCUUACGCAAGGUACAGGAGUCAGGGUUGUUCAGCUGCGCAAAGGUAUGCGUCUAAUUGCGCGUAACGACAGUGACCGUGGGACUGUCGCCGCUGCCGCGGAUGCGCCAAGUUCAGGGGUCCGCACAAUUGUGAGGGCAGAUAUACUAGUUAGCACGCCCGGUUUGCUACACGCUAUGCUCCGCGACGAUGAAAUAUCAUCGGCGGACUUAGUCAAUGUUAGCAGUCUGAUACUGGACGAGGCAGAUGUUCUUCUCGAUCCUCUGUUUCGCGAACAGACCCUUUCUACAUGGGACAAUCUCAACAAUCCGGAGCUGAGAGUAAGCCUCUGGUCCGCGACCAUGGGAAGCAACAUUGAGGAGCUCACAAGGUCAACGCUCGAACGACGGCUGAAACGGCUGCGGGAGCAGCACGGCUUGCAGGUGGAAGAAGCACCCUUGAUCCGAGUGGUAGUUGGUCUCAAGGACUCAGCUGUGUCAAACGUGCAGCACCGGCUCGUGUAUGCAGCCACAGAGCAAGGUAAGCUCAUGGCUUUGCGUCAACUCCUACACCCAACUUCAACAUCAAAAGACAUUGGUCCAUCACUCUUACCGCCGUUUCUGGUUUUCACGCAAACCAUAGAGCGUGCCAUCGCCCUGCACUCCGAGUUGCUGUACGACAUACCUGCAGAAGCCGGCGGCAUCAGCCGCAUCGCUGUAUUGCAUGCGGAUCUCUCCGACACUGCUCGAGACAGUGUCAUGACGCGCUUCCGGAAAGGCGAAAUCUGGGUUCUGAUCACUACUGACCUGCUCUCUCGUGGCGUUGACUUUCGCGGCGUCAACGGUGUCGUGAACUACGAUAUACCAACUUCAAGCGCGGCCUACGUUCACCGUGUUGGUCGUACCGGACGUGCUGGGCGGGUAGGUGGGGUGGCUGUAACUCUAUACAGCAGGGAAGACAUGCCGUACAUGAAGCAUGUAGCGAACGUUGUCGCUAUAGCCCAAAAGCAGCAAGUCAGAGCGGAUGGCGGCGUUGACAAUCAGCAGUGGUUGCUCGAUACGCUUCCCAAGCUCAGCAAGCAAGAGAAGGAGAAGUUCAAGAAGGGUGGCAUCGAGUCGAGAACGGCGCGUGGCAAGGACGCUGACCCGAAGAGUGCUCGAAGGGCGCGCAUCAGCUCGAAAUCGGGCUACGUGCGGCGCGCGGAGAACAAUCGGCGGAGCGCCAUCAUUGGUAACAGGCAAAGAGCGCCGCUCACCGUUGACGGUGGUGACGAGAUCGACUUCGUGGGGUUUGACUGA